This is a messenger RNA of Engraulis encrasicolus (European anchovy), 3470 nucleotides long. RefSeq names its product NCK adaptor protein 1a (gene nck1a). Lineage: Eukaryota; Metazoa; Chordata; Actinopteri; Clupeiformes; Engraulidae. The transcript is spliced from 4 exons. Gene Ontology annotation, molecular function: receptor tyrosine kinase binding; signaling adaptor activity; ephrin receptor binding. Bases 252 to 1400 code for a protein of 382 amino acids. The record is from RefSeq and is a predicted model, not a curated record. Gene Ontology annotation, biological process: signal transduction; cell migration; positive regulation of endoplasmic reticulum stress-induced intrinsic apoptotic signaling pathway.
GUGGCCGUUUUCAAUCUUACUCCUGGUGUUCUAUGUUGUAGUAUCUGACCCAUAAGGUUGGUUUUGAAUUGCUCCUCAGUAGUGUGUUUGUGUGCUUAUCUGUUGAUCUCCUGUAGCAUGGAUGCUUUGUCUAUUGUCUCUCUGUCUUCUCAGCUCAUUUAGCUGCUGCUCCCAGUCUCCUGUGGCCAAGAGCGAGAUAAACCAACCCUCCAGCUUGGCACAUGACCACAGUUUGAUGUGGUGCAGUCAGGAUGACAGAGGAGGUGAUUGUCAUCGCCAAAUUUGACUACAUCGCCCAGCAGGACCAGGAGUUGGACAUCAAGAAGAACGAGCGACUGUGGCUGCUGGAUGACUCGCAGUCCUGGUGGCGAGUUCGCAACGUCACCAACCAGACUGGACUGGUGCCCUCUAACUACGUGGAGAGGAAAAACAGUGCCAGGAAAGCGUCCAUUGUAAAGAACCUGAAAGACUCCCUAGGUAUCGGGAAGGUGAAGCGAAAGCCAGGCAUGAAGGACUCGGCCUCCGCGGACACCGACAUGUUCGGGGACAACGGCGAGCGCUUGUACGAUCUCAGCAUGCCUGCCUUCGUCAAGUUCAGCUACGCGGCCGAGCGGGAGGACGAGCUCUCGCUGGUGAAGGGCACGAGGGUCAUCGUCAUGGAGAAGUGCAGCGACGGCUGGUGGCGUGGCAGCUACAACGGCCGCUCGGGCUGGUUCCCCUCCAACUACGUGACGGAGGAUGUGGACGGGUCGGCGGGCGCGGACCUUGCGGGGUCUCUGCGGGAGAAGCUGGGCUCGGUGGCGCCGGUGGCCAACGGCAGCGGUGCGGCGCUGCACACGGUGCAGACGCUCUACCCAUUCAGCUCCGGCAACGACGAGGAGCUCAACUUCGAGAAGGGCGAGGUCAUGGACGUGGUGGAGAAGCCCGAGAACGACCCGGAGUGGUGGAAGUGCCGCAAGGCGGACGGCCAGGUCGGCCUAGUGCCUAAGAACUAUGUGACGGUCCUGCAGAAUUCCCAUCAUGCACCACUAGACGACGCAGGGCCGCCGGCCACCCCAGACUGUGACUACAUUGGGCCCUCGUUGAGUGGCAGGUUCGCAGGCCGGCACUGGUACUACGGCAAGGUCACGCGGCACCAGGCGGAGGUCGCCCUCAACCAGAGGGGAGAGGAGGGAGACUUCCUCAUUCGGGACAGCGAAUCAUCGCCAAACGACUUUUCCAUUUCCCUGAAAGCACAAGGCAAGAACAAGCAUUUCAAGGUCCAGCUGAAAGAUGUGUUGUACUGUAUCGGCCAGAGGAAGUUCAGUUCCAUGGAGGAGCUGGUGGAACACUACAAAAAGGCUCCUAUUUUCACCAGUGAGCAAGGGGAGAAACUGUACCUAGUGAAGCCCAUGUCCUGAUCCGGUGUGUUGCGUACAGCUCUCGAAUCUCCAAUGUCAGGCUGUAAUGAAUGGGAUCUUUCCGCCGUUUUUGUUGCGACGGGAGAAGCAGAGACUUUCCAUUGGAUUCCCUUUUUCAUAAGCAUCGUUCGUGUUGGUACUGCAACUAUGCUUCUCUUUAUGUAUGUUCAGUUAGCCUUCCCUCAAUCUGAAAUCAACCUGAUCUUUACGUGAAUCUUUUUCCUUUCUUACUUGUAUCUGUGAUUGCUACCACAAACGUCAUUCUCUCCUCAGUCUUAUUGUUUCCUAAUUAUAUUUAAAACUUCAUAAUCAAUCUGAGGAAAUGGUAAACUCUUAGACUGCUUCUUGAUUACACCAGGAAAUGUGAGUGCACUGUAGAGAGUCAAGAUGUGGACUUUUCUUGCAGAUCUCAAAACACCAACUUGCAUAAACUGUGAAUUGUUUCUUCAGGUUAUGUACAGAUUCUGUAAUUCAUUAUAUUUCAACUGCUCUGCAUGUGAACUAUUCACUGGGCGGCAGCAUACCCCAUUGUGGUUGGUGUUCUAAACCAAACUAAAUCUCCGUCAUACAGUCCACACAUCCACAGCUGUUUAGGGAUUUUGAGGAAGUCUGCAUGUACUGUGAGUAUUUCGAAUGGUUCUGCAUUUGUGAUGUGAAGGGUGUACGUUUUUUACCAUGUGCCUCUUCGAGUGGCAAUUGUGCAUAGAAAUGGAUAACAUCUUCAUGUACGUACAGUACAUUCGAAUGACAAAAGAGAGAAACUACUACUCAUCUAAGACUAUGUCAGUCUUGCUUUACAGCCUGUACCGUUGAAUAGGCAGAGUAGCAAGUGAUUGUGUUGUUGGAAAUGGUUGGUCAGUUUUUUAAUCACUGUACAAAUUCCUGUCAUGACAGCACAGGAGAGAACACAGAGGGAAGUGUGAUCUUUUCAGUGGAAGGAAAGGCUAGUUUGAGGAAAUGUAUGCACAUCCCACCUCACCAAGGAAAGGUGCAGGACAAAGGUGUAUCACAGAGAGAUAGAGGUCCGCACACUCCAACUCUGACUUUUGGUGUAUCAAACCAAUUAGGUGAAGACCCUGUUGGGUCAAAAUGUGGUAUGUCUUAAGUAAACCUUUAGUCAGAGUUGCAGUGUGCGGACUCUCUUUGUUUGAGGGUGGAGCCAUGAUAUAAGGAUCAGCUGAGAUGCUGGGGGUCAGUGGUUAUGAAGUCAGUAAAGUCAUACUUUUCGAGAGAGGCGGGUCAUAUGUAAUAUACUCCUAUGUUAUUGUGACUCAGAAAUGUUGCAAAUCCACAAUGAACCAAAGUUCACCGGAUCCUUUUUUGUUUUCUUUUCAUUUUCAAACCGUCAGAAGCUUUAAUUUCCCGUUAUUAUGUCCAGGAUGCUUCAAAGUUAGCAUGUGUUAUGAGGACCACUGUUUCAAUGCUUUGCUCUGUUGGAGUUUGAAAGAAAAUGACACUUGUUGAAUAGACUCUGUUGUAAGGACAAAGACCUAGAUUUUAUAUUUUCUAAAAAUAGACAUUAAAAAGUAAGUGACCUUAACUUAUUUUAGAUGAUUGUAUUAACCAGUUGUGUAAACCAUUUUGUUUUUCUUGUUUUUUUUGUUUUUUUAGAAAAGUUUAUUUUCGUUUAGCACUUUUCACAGACCAUGCUUCUGUUUUACAUUUCACUCAAAGAGUGUAGAAAUCUACAGUCAUUGAUUUUUCCCUCGCCUGUGAUGUCAUAGAAUACAUUGGUAUUUUUGGUCAUCUUAAAAAGCACAUGCUAAUACAUAGCAUUUCAUUUGUCGCAGGUCACAUUCUACCACACGUCAAGUCUUCCUGUACAUUUCACACAGUGUAAACGUGGCCCCUGAGAGUUAAAGGGAUUGUUAAUACUGUGAGCAAAAUUACAUUAUCAUGUGCAUUACCUUUUUUUAAGUGGGGGGGAGACAGGACGAACUUUACAAGCGUUAGCUGUCCAACACAUUUCUUUCAUUGUUUCUGAUAUAAGAAAUUGUAGACUAUCAUAUUGUUGUCGUCAUUUAUGAACGUGGCAUUUUCUAUUGUUAAUAAAGCAACUGAAUGAAAUGA